Molecule: messenger RNA, 660 nt
Organism: Daldinia vernicosa
Lineage: Eukaryota; Fungi; Ascomycota; Sordariomycetes; Xylariales; Hypoxylaceae
Exons: 3
Coding region: 1-660 (219 amino acids)
Source: RefSeq, a predicted model, not a curated record
AUGCUCGCUUUUUCGCUCCUGUUACUUUGCUGCGGCCUCCUGGUCUCGGCACAAGAGAAACAUGCCGGUAUCUCCGUCGUGCAGCAUCACAAGAGGGAGACGGGAACCUGCGAGCAGACCUAUGGCGAAGGCUCGCAGUCGUGCGGCGGCAGCGGAAGCACCUUUUGCUUCAACCCUAAAAUCGGCCAGUCGUGCUGCUCAACAGACAACGGAUUUUGCGACUCGGGAAAGUACUGCGCGCCUGUCGCAGGUUAUUGCUGUCUUGAAGGAGAGGAUUUAGAGACGUGCGCGCGUAAUGCCGGUUUUAUACUUCCUGGUUCCGCUUCGAAUAUGUCCGCGGGUCCCUAUGCGGUGACCAAUGCAACAACUGUUGCCGGUCCUACGUUAACAAUCCUUCCCUUCCUCAAAGAAUCGCCAGCACCGACACCAACGAUAGUAGAUUUUCGAAACAACUCAUGUUCAUUCGCUACCCAUGCCAACUUGAACACGCCUGUACCUGUACCAACCCUUACAUCGCACACGAACGCAACGGCCUCACCACCCGUGCAGGUCUCUUCGGCCGUGAAACGAGCCGAAACUUCGACGGGAUUAGUGGCACUACUUAGUUUGAUGACCAUUUUUGUUGUUGUUCUUUUGGAUCUGGUUACCGGUCUUAGGUAG